ACUACGAUUGUUAUUGGUCAGAAAUAUUAUAAUAAACUAGUGUAAUAUGCAAUUGAGUUGACCAAACGCUUACAUACAUAUUUUUGUCACAAAUUGGUACAUUAAGUAAUUAUGUCUUUUAAAAAGAGUGUAUCAUUCUAUAUUAUAAAGAUCAAAGUAGGUGAAUUGUAUUUCAUCGCAUAAGAUGAAAAGAUGCUCAUUCAAAAAGAGAGGUUCCCAGAUGGUUUUGGAAUCCCCUUGCUCUAGAAAAUAUAUUUUUCCGUUUUAUCUAAGUAUUUGUCAUAAAAAGCACUUGUUAUAAACAAAUAUAUAUUAUUGUAUAUCUGUAUGUUUUUACAUUAUUACACAGUAAAAAAACGUCUUUCGAUGAAAAGUUUCGAAUGACGCUUAGGACUGCUAAGCAAUCUCUGUCGAUAUUUCACAUUUGUAAACACUGGGUUAUUAGCAAAACACUCACAAAAGAAUUAACACUCGUCAUGAGAUGUUUACAUGGAGCCUAAAUUUACUGACAAGAUGUUUAUUUAUUCCUAUUUUUUAAACAGAUCUUUGCUAUUGUGAUUUUUUCCCUUUUUUUGCUAAGUUUAAGUAAAAUCCUGUAAAAAUGCUUGUGGAAGUUGGUUCAAGACAUCAUUCUCGUUAUACACCAUCUACGGGAAUGACUCCCAAAGUACUUUGUGAACAUGAUGAUCUUGCAACAAGUUUAGUUCUUGAUCCUUAUCUUGGUUUCACUACUCAUAAAAUGAACAUCAACUUUACACCUUUUGAUGUGGAUCGAGGUAAACUACUUCAGGCUUUGAUGGACUUUACAAAUGAUCAAGAUUAUGAAAAAGCUUAUAAAGCACUGACAGCGUGGGAUUGGUUCCCACGUUUUGUGAUGUCAAAGCCUAGGAGUCAACAAGCAACUCUUAAAGAUCAUAUUUUUAGGUACCUACGAAUAUUUGAUAAAGAAUCUGGUUUUCGUGUUUGCAUUUGUGAAAGAUAUUCUUUGGAAGGAAAUGUUGGAGCUAAAGUGUGUGCAACCAAAAAGUGGUAUAAAAAUGAUAAGAUGCAUUACCUUGUUGGGUGUAUUGCUGAACUGACCGAGAAGGAAGAAGCAGAAUUACUUCAUCCUGGAAAAAAUGAUUUUAGUGUUAUGUAUUCCUGUAGAAAAAACUGUGCUCAACUUUGGCUUGGGCCUGCAGCUUUUAUUAAUCAUGACUGUCGUCCGAACUGCAAGUUUGUUCCAACUGGACGUGAUAGUGCAUGUGUUGAAGUAUUGAGGGACAUAGAUGCUGGUGAAGAGAUUACUUGUUUUUAUGGUGAAGAUUUCUUUGGUGAUAAUAAUUGCUACUGUGAAUGUGAAACUUGUGAAAGACGAGGUCGUGGUGCUUUCAGUACUAAAACUCCAAAACAUGAGUAUAGUUUAGAAUCAAGACUAGCAUAUUGCUUGCGAGAAACUGACAACAGACUGAAUCGUUUUAAGAAACAAGCCAGCACAAAUGAGAAACCUGUAGAUAUAAAUGAUAUGCUUACUAAUAAUUCUGAUCCUAAAUCAACCAGUAAUCCACGUCGUAACAUUAUGCCUAUGUUAGAAACUCAAAAGAAAAAGGUGAAGAAUCGUAAGAGAGCCAGAAGUAAAGUGAAAGAGAAUUCUACUGUUCAGAUGGAUACAAAGAAUCAAACUGAUAUUGAUAAAAAGUCUUGUAGUGUGACAAAUAUACCAAAUAAUUAUGACAACAAACAGACUGAAAAUGAAAAUCAUGAAAAGAAUGAACCUAUGUUAGAAAAUGAUGAUACAAAAAGUUCUAUAAAAUCCCAAGAUUCUUGUGAAAUAAAUGAAACUUCAUCUUCUGAAAGUGCAUUGGAUAGUCAACCACCACAUUUGGUCCAGUCUGAUUCUUUGGAGGCUGGGUUUUAUUCGAUUUCAUCCCCUAAUUCUAAGUGUGUCGAAAAUCCAACCAAUAUUGAAGUUGAAAAUUCAACCAAUGAACCAUAUGAACUUCUUUUCAGUCCCCCAACUCCAAAUACAGAAAUUGAGCAGCAUAUUAUCUAUCAAAUUCCUGAAUCUCUUAAUCACCCUCAGAAAUUCACUUCAGAAUUUGGAAAUUUUCCCAAUCAAAAUCCUAUGUCUUUUGAAAGUUCAGAUGUAUUUUCUGCAGAUGUAAAUCACAAUUCAGAUCCAUUAGGCUGCCCUCAGAUAUUUUAUUCUCAAAUCGAUAAUGUCAUUACCCAAGAUUCCAGUAGCAGUUCAGACAAUGGUGAUUCAGAUGCUGUUCCGAGGGAACCUAUUCUGCCAGUGAACAACAAAUAUCAAAGCGACUCGGGAAUUGGCUCUGAGAGUAACGAUUUCCCUAUGGACUUCAAUACCACACAAGAUGCUGUGAUAACACCUGUUUCAGUGGAUAACAAUCCUGAGAGCAAUCUGUUUCCUAGAUUAGAAAAUAGUGAUGACUUGUCUUUACCUUUAGAUUCUGAGGAGCAUCAGAAAGAAUCUUUGCCUGCUCUUGAACCCAUGAGUGAUAGAAACGAAUAUUCAGAAGUGCUUCUGUCACGGAUGAAAGAGACUUUAAGAGCAAUCACAGAAAAAACUCCUUCACCUGAGACAGAAUUCCUAAUGGAUCAUAGUCUUUCACAAAAGAAUGGGCAAAUAGAAGUAGAAGAACCCUCAUAUCCGUCCACCCUUAAACUCAAGUGGACAAGUGAUAAACCAAAUGAAAUAAAAUCGGUUUCGGCGACCGAACAAGACAAUUUGCCUUCCUGUGAACGCUCAAAACUGAUUCUUCGUAUUAAAAGAACUUAUUCAGGCAUUAUUUAUUCAUCUACCAAUCCCUUUGGGCUCCGAAACCCUGAACGUAUGGAAAAAUUCAAUUCCAGGCAUGAUGAAAGCUUUUCCCGCAAUAGCAGUAGUAGAUAUAAGAAGAAAAAGAGCAAACAUAAAAAACACCACCAUCAUCAUCAUCAUCGUAGACCUGAUGAAGAUCAUUACAUUAAAGUAUUAAAACGGAAUUCACCGGACUCCUAUAAAGUGUAUGAUCAGCCUAGUGCACCUGAUAGCCGUUAUGUAAAUGAUGAAGACUUCUCUGAAUUUUUGAAACGGGUCGGAGAUGUAAAGUAUAAACGAAUUAAAUUAAAAUAUGGAAAGAACAACUCUUUAAAUAUUGACAUUCCACCUACAAAACUUAAAAAAGUGUCUUAAUUUUUAAUGUAAAAAAAAAAUGUAUUCAUUCUUAACAGUUUUUUAUAGCAAUAUUGUUUAUUUUAUAUAGUAAAUUUUUAUUGUUCGUGAAACACUGCCAUUAUAUGGUUCUUAAACUGAUGUUUUAUUUGUGUGUGUGUGUGCAUGUGCGAUUACUUUUUCAUUUCACAGUUCUUUUUAACUUCUCAAAGUAUUCCUUGACUUAUGUGAAGUUUAAGAUUACGAUUAGAUUAAAAAAUAUAAGAAAUUGCAUUUAUUGUAUGUUAAAGAUAUGGACAUUCCUCUUUCUGUAAAUAGAUUACUUUUUUUUUCAAGCAGUGCAUCUUUUGCUACAGUUUAGAUUUUUUAACUGAAUAAUUCACUACUUUAUAAGUAUUUAUUAAUUAAUUAUAAACUAAGUUUCUUGAAAGCAGUGGUUCUCAAUCUUUUUUUUUCUGUGUAUUCAUUUUCUG
Argiope bruennichi is the source of this 3627-nucleotide messenger RNA. RefSeq names its product histone-lysine N-methyltransferase KMT5C-like. Bases 602 to 3175 code for a protein of 857 amino acids. The record is from RefSeq and is a predicted model, not a curated record. NCBI's taxonomy places the organism in Eukaryota, Metazoa, Arthropoda, Arachnida, Araneae, Araneidae. Gene Ontology annotation, cellular component: nucleus. Gene Ontology annotation, molecular function: protein binding; histone H4K20 methyltransferase activity. The transcript is spliced from 10 exons.